AUGCACCCGUUUUCCAUACUCACCCUCGGCAUCUUUGUAGCUGGCUACAUCACCGCGCGCUGGGAUCUCGUCACCCGUCUCUAUGAGCUCGCCAUUUUUGCAGCGGAAUACGGAGUUGUGGCUAGCGAAGUCGAACAUCACCUCAAGGGAGGAUCUUUUUUUAGAAGUGCACCUCAUUCCCCUGGUCGAAUAUAUGAACUAUGCGGGCAUUCGUCCAUGCACGUCCUUGGCGUGUCGAAUUCGACCGCCACGGCCACCGCCGACCCUUCUUGGGUCUGCGCAAUCAAUCACCCUUCUUCACGCACCCCAACUAUAACUUGUGCCAAGGCAUCCAGCAUACAACUUAUUCUUUACGAUAGGCCGCAGCCUAAACGGAUGCAGUACAUCUCCUUGGAGCCAAUUGCCCUAGCUCUCGGAGACAAGAGCUCCAUGGUGGAUGACGCCAAGGUUGACGCUACUGAGGACCUCGUCGAGCAACAAGAGAGGUCAGCAAAGGAGGCUAGGCAAAGGCUCGUUGAAAAAUUGAAGCAACACACUAUUUCCAAUCGGGUCCCUUCGGCCCGUGACAGAGCGCUACGGAAAAUCAUCAACCAAGUAAAUUGGUCGUGGGAGUUGGAACAGACAUUGCAAAAGAACGCCUGGCGGCUUGGACCACGGCCGAAGCGAAGUCUAAGCGUAUCGGAGCAAGUCAUGGAAUCUGCGUCGACUAUGAGGAACUAUGUUCUCAAACAGCUUUGGACCUUUUUUGCCGUGUACUUGUUCCCCACAAUACGCAAAACUUUCAUCCUGAUUCUUCUUGGCCAUCGCAUGGUGGCUGAGGUGCUACUUCUCAUUCUAGAGUUUCGGGUCAAACCAGGAUACGCCGCCUUGAAGGAUAUAUCAGCCACCGCACAGCAGAUAGAAAUUCGGCUCCAACAAUUCUGUUAUUGGCCCAUGCAGUACUCGAAACUGCGGCAGAGAAAGAUGAAUUGGGCAAGUAUCACCACCAGCCAUCCCGAUUAUAUCCGAUUUUACAACAGCCUUUGGCUCGUUGCCAACGAUGUAAUCAUUGGCAUAGCUCUUGGCUCCUACGUGAUUGAGCAUGCCGACUGGGUUGCCGCGCAAAUUGGAGACCUGUUGAGGACUUACACCGUGGAGGCUCUUCAAAGCAGCAUCUCGUGGUUGAUGGACUACCCAGCUGGUCUGAAACUCAAUGGCGAGCUGGCAGUGUUUUUGGGUGACUUGUUUCUGUGGGUUAUUGACUACUGGUCAAGCUGCAUAGAAACCUUGAACCCAGCAUUGCCAAAUAUUGUAUGGUUCAUCGGAUUCACAUCCUUUGCAGGCGCCAGCAUGCCAACUGCGCUGUUUUCGGAUCUGCUAUCCAUCCUGACAGUUCACAUCUACUCAUUCUACCUUGCAUCAGCCCGCAUCUACCACUGGCAGCUGACGAUUCUCCAAUCACUUUUCCACCUAUUUCGAGGCAAGAAGCAAAAUGUGCUUCGUAACCGUAUUGACUCAUGCGACUAUGACCUUGACCAGCUGCUUGUUGGCACGAUUUUGUUCACGCUUCUCUUCUUUCUUUUGCCCACCGUGGUUGUAUUCUACUUAAACUUUGCUAUUGCACGAAUGAUCAUAAUAUCCAUGAAGGCGGGGUUUGAUACUCUGCUUUCGUGUCUGAACCACUUUCCGUUAUUCGCUUUGAUGCUGCGUGUAAAGGACGUUAAAAGGUUACCCGGUGUGUAUUCUGCCGCAGACUUUGCAACUCUCAGAGUUCGGUGGCUGACAAUCACAGGCGGCAUUCGUUUCGAGCUUCGAGAUACCCAGGAUUAUAGAGUUACAGACACUAAUACUAUUAAUGAAACCCCCACGUCGAUCAUUUACCUCAAGGUGAGCCGGCGCCAGAUGGCCAACUAUCAACCCGCGCGUAUGUCUUGCCAACGAUUGAAUUGA
This is a messenger RNA of Metarhizium acridum CQMa 102, 1929 nucleotides long. The record is from RefSeq and is a predicted model, not a curated record. NCBI's taxonomy places the organism in Eukaryota, Fungi, Ascomycota, Sordariomycetes, Hypocreales, Clavicipitaceae.